CCCGCCCCACCCGGCCCGCGAGCGCGGUUAGGUUAGACCGUGCGGAAAGCAGCCGCGGGGCCGCCGCCCGCAGCACCAGACGCUCAGGCGCCCGGACAGAGGAACCUCAGCACUACCUCUCGCUGCGCCCCCACCCGGUGAUGACGGCUGUCAAUCAUUAAUCGGAUCUAAUCUGUUGACCUUCCUGGCCAAAGCUGCUAGACUGUGGAGUAUCCAGGUGCUGUCCACACUGGCGUCAUCCUACAGAGAGGUCAGCAAGAUGUCUGUGAAGGAAGGUGCACAGCGCAAGUGGGCAGCGCUGAAGGAGAAGCUGGGGCCGCAGGAGUCAGACCCCACGGAGGCCAACCUGGAGAGCGCGGAGCCUGAGCUGUGCAUCCGGCUGCUGCAGAUGCCCUCCGUGGUCAACUACUCGGGCCUGCGCAAGCGCCUGGAGAGCAGCGAUGGCAGCUGGAUGGUGCAGUUCCUGGAGCAGAGCGGCCUGGACCUGCUGUUGGAGGCGCUGGCCCGGCUGUCGGGGCGCGGCGUGGCCCGCAUUGCAGACGCCCUGCUGCAGCUCACCUGCAUCAGCUGUGUGCGUGCCGUCAUGAACUCGCAGCAGGGCAUUGAGUACAUCCUCAGCAACCAGGGCUAUGUGCGCCAACUCUCCCAGGCCCUGGAUACAUCCAAUGUGAUGGUCAAGAAGCAGGUGUUUGAGCUGCUGGCUGCUCUGUGCAUCUAUUCACCUGAGGGCCACGCCCUGACGCUAGAUGCCCUGGACCAUUACAAGACGAUGUGCAGCCAGCAGUACCGCUUCAGCGUCAUCAUGAAUGAGCUGUCAGACAGCGACAACGUGCCCUAUGUGGUCACCCUACUCAGCGUGAUCAACGCCAUCAUUCUGGGUCCUGAGGAUCUCCGCACUCGUGCCCAGCUGCGGAGUGAGUUCAUCGGGCUACAGCUGCUGGAUAUUCUGACCCGGCUACGAGACCUAGAGGAUGCUGACCUGCUGAUCCAGCUGGAAGCCUUCGAAGAGGCCAAAGCAGAGGAUGAGGAGGAACUGCAGCGUGUUUGCGACGGUAUCAACAUGAACAGCCACCAGGAAGUCUUCGCCUCCCUGUUCCACAAGGUGAGCUGUUCCCCAGCGUCAGCCCAGCUGCUGUCGGUGCUGCAGGGUCUCAUGCACCUGGAGCCUGCCGGCCGCUCAGGCCAGCUGCUCUGGGAGGCCCUGGAGAACCUGGUGAACCGGGCUGUGCUCCUGGCCAGCGAUGCCCAGGCUUGCACCCUGGAGGAAGUAGUUGAGCGACUGCUGUCCAUCAAAGGGCGGCCCCGACCAAGCCCCCUGGACAAGGCCCACAAGAGUGUCCAGGCCAACCUAGGCCAGAAUCGGGACAGUUCCUCCCUAAACACUACUACUCCCACAGCUAAAGUGGAAGGCCAGCAGCUGGCAGUGGCUUCUACCUGCCAGCAUGUGGGCAGCAGCCAGAGCCCCAGUGAUGACAUAGCUCCACAGACAGCCCUCCAACAGGCAGCCUCACCUCUACCUACCCCACCGCUCUCCAGCUCCACCCCUGUGCUCCCUCCACCCCCACCCCCCCUGCCAGGCCAAGGGACCAUAUCUCCCCCAGCACCCCCUCCACCCCCACCAUUGCCACCCUCCUUGCCAGGCUCAAGGACCAUAUCUCCUCUACCCCCACCACCACCUCCUUUACCAGGCUCAGAGGCCAUGUCCCCCCCAGCACCUCCACCACCUCCACCUCUGUCUGACUCCUGGAGGACCCAGCCCCCACCCCCACCCCCACUCCCUGGCAUGGGUGGUCCAUCUCUUCCUCCUCCCCCUCCCCCACUACCUGGAACAGGCGGGAUUCCUCCCCCACCUCCUCCCCUGCCUGGUUUCUCUGUCCCCUCCAUGGUGGGUGGUGUGGAGGAGAUCAUUGUGGCUCGGGUGGUCCCCGGCCUGGACUCAGCCUGGGUCCCCAGUCACCGGAGGGUGAAUCCACCCACACUGCGUAUGAAGAAGCUGAACUGGCAGAAGCUGCCGUCCAAUGUGGCACGAGAACGCAACUCCAUGUGGGCAACACUGAGCAGCCCUUGCACAGAGGUGGUGGAACCUGACUUCUCCAGCAUUGAGCAGCUCUUCUCCUUCCCCACUGCUAAGCCCAAGGAGCCCUCUGCUGCCCCCAUCAGGAAGGAACCCAAAGAGGUCACUUUUCUGGACUCCAAAAAGAGCCUGAACCUCAACAUCUUCCUGAAACAAUUUAAAUGCUCCAAUGAAGAAGUCACUGCAAUGAUCCGGGCUGGAGACACAACCAAGUUUGAUGUAGAGGUCCUCAAACAGCUCCUAAAGCUCCUUCCAGAAAAGCAUGAGAUUGAGAACCUGCGGGCGUUCACAGAGGAGCGAGCCAAACUGGCCAGUGCUGACCAGUUCUACAUUCUCCUCUUGGACAUUCCCUGCUACCAGCUGCGGGUGGAGUGCAUGAUGCUGUGUGAGGGCACGGCCAUCGUACUGGACAUGGUGCGGCCCAAGGCCCAGCUGGUGCUCACCGCCUGCGAGAGCCUGCUCACCAGCCAACGGCUGCCUGUCUUCUGCCAGCUGAUCCUCAAGAUUGGGAAUUUCCUCAACUAUGGCAGCCACACAGGAGAUGCAGAUGGUUUCAAGAUUAGCACGUUGCUGAAGCUCACAGAGACCAAGUCCCAGCAGAGUCGCGUGACGCUGCUGCACCAUGUGCUGGAGGAAGUAGAGAAAAGCCACCCAGACCUCCUACAGCUGCCGCGGGACUUGGAGCCGCCCUCUCAAGCUGCAGGAAUCAACCUGGAGAUCAUCCGCUCAGAGGCCAGCACCAACCUGAAGAAGCUUCUGGAAACAGAGCGGAAGGUGUCCGCCUCAAUCCCUGAGGUGAAAAAACAGUAUGCUGAGCGCCUCCAGGCCAGCAUCGAGGCCUCUCAAGCACUAGACAAGGUAUUUGAGGCCAUUGAGCAGAAGAAGCUGGAGCUGGCCGACUACCUGUGUGAAGACGCCCAGCAGCUGUCUCUAGAGGACACGUUCAACACCAUGAAGACUUUCCGAGACCUCUUCACCCGUGCCCUGAAGGAGAACAAGGACCGGAAGGAACAGAUGGCGAAGGCAGAGAGGAGGAAACAGCAGUUGGCAGAGGAGGAGGCACGGAGGCCGAGGGGCGAGGAUGGGAAGCCUGUCAGGAAGGGGCCUGGGAAACAAGAAGAGGUGUGUGUCAUCGAUGCCCUGCUGGCCGACAUCAGGAAGGGCUUCCAGCUACGGAAGACAGCCCGGGGCCGAGGGGACGCUGAAGCGGGCAGCAGAGUGGCUCCAACAGACCCUCCAAAGGCCCCAGAGCCUGCAGCUGCCAGCAACCCUAUACAAGGCACAGACCACCCUAUCUCAGAGUCAAGCUUGGAUACGACAGCAGCGGGCGAGCCACAGGGCUGGGACCUUGUGGACGCUUUAGCCCCCAGCCCCCAGCCCUCCAAGGAGGAAGGUGGCCCCCCAGCCCUGGAGAGGCGCUCUUCCUGGUAUGUGGAUGCCAGUGACUUCCUGGUCCCUGAAGAUACCCCGAAUGCCCAGCCCUCUGAGGGCGCCUGGCCAGUGACUCUGGGAGAUGCUCAGGCCUUGAAGCCCCUCGAGUUCUCUAGCAAUAAACCUCCUGGAAUUGAGAGCUCACAGCAGGAUGCUAUGGAUGCUGAAGCCUUGAGGGGUGUCCACCAAGCCAAGGCUGACAGCAUGAGAGAGGGAGCAGAGGAUACAGCUGAGUGCGGCCACAGCACCCACCUCCCCUGCACAGGCCCUGGAGAGGAUGAGGAUGAGGACGACACAGCCCCAGAGUCUGCGCUUGACACGUCCUUGGACAGGUCCUUUUCUGAGGAUGCAGUGACAGAUUCCUCAGGGUCUGGCACCCUCCCCAGGGUUCGAGGCCGGGUCUCAAAGGGGACAAGCAAGCGAAGGAAGAAACGUCCCUCAAGAAACCAAGAAGGUAAGUGGGAAGCGAGCUGCGGUGAGCAAGGCUGGGGGCGCCUGGGUCUGGGCAUGUGGUUAGAGCUGAUUGUCCCACUACAGGGCCUGGGACCUCUCCCUGCCAUCCAGCUGGUCCCUCCCCUAUCCCUGCGGGUACUACAGGCUCAACCAGCGUCCAGGAGACAGGGUGAUUCAAUGGGACACAGCACCUCACACAGAGGGCCGCUUUGGGGGCCACCACUCGCGUCACCCUUGCCUGCAAAUUCCUGCCUUCACACCCCUUCUGCAGGGAGUGGAGCAGGGUGGUGGACCUUGACUCUUGUUGCUGCAGGGUGGUCUGGCAUUAAGAUCUUGGGUGCAGCUGCCAUUGUCACUGUGACCCAGAGAAUCUGGGCUUGACCAAGAGUGUUGCCAUGGCUAGCUUGUCCCCCACAGAUCCCACCACCCUGAGCUCAGAGCUGCCCACCUGUGAUGAGCUGAUGAGUGUGUUUCUUUUAUUUGGAAGCAGAGUUUGUCCCUGAUUCUGAUGAUAAUAAAACAAAAAGGCUGUGUGUGAUCCAGUGAGGUAUGUAUGCAGCCUGGCUUAUGUUGACUAAUGGUGGCAGCGGGUGCUGGGGCCUCAGCCUGCUGCCUGACCCUCCUGGGCACUAACCUAGCUUCUCUACAGCCCUCUGGGUAUUAUCAGCAAAUCCCAACCUUGGCUCUUGGUAAUGGUGCCCUUGCUGUUCCUGCCUUGUUGGAGAAGGCCCAGCUGCCAAGCCUUGCCUGCCCCAGGGUCUUCUCUCCCCCAGCUAGACACAACCUCAGAGCUGGACUCCAAAUGGGCUUCCAAGGAAGGGUAGAUAAAGCCAAGCUUCCUGUAGGGAGUGGGAUCUCAGGCCUUUGUGGGUACAGUGUGGGAUCUUCGGGGAUGACUGUUUCUUGGUCCUGCAGGACAGACUGAGGUUGUUCCUAUCUGUGCCACAGCCCUACCCAGGGUCAUGGUAACUCUGCAGCUUUACUAACCCCAACUCCCCAGAAGACAUGGUCCCUCUGCAUGGAGCCAACCCUCCCAAGACUAUCCCAGCUCUUCCAUGGUACAGGUUAAGGCCAAACACAUGCCCAAAGAGACUGGAAGGAAAUGGAUGUCUCAAGUGCAGCUGCUGCCAGAGGCAAAGGUGCCUGGGCCUCCCAUUCCUGUACCCAGGAGCAGAAAGGGAUCAGUUUAGAUGCCAGGUCUUCCUUGUAUGUGCCAUAGGGGUCUUCUGGACCCCACUUAUGGCAAGACAGCCAGGGCCAGUGACAUGACUCUAGAGGUUAGAGAUGCUGUUGGACCAGCUUGGGCCCUGCUCCGUGGCCAGGCUUCGUGGAUGGAGGAAGGCCCAGCUUAGGACAAAAGAUCCUGGCCCGUCAUGAGCCAUGAGUCCAGGCUGAACAAGUGCCAAGCACCUCUGGCUAUGCUCAGGGACCCUGGGUCUGCCUGGCACUUAGAACCCGCUGGCCACUGGGCGUAAGUCUCAGGAUCGAGGUACAAGGAUGAGGGCUGUUGGUUCAUUGUAGGCAAGACCCACAGGGAGGUCAGAACGCCAUUCCUCUUGGGGCCCAGCAUCACGGUGUCUUCCCUCACUUUUUCAGCAGUGUUAAUCCUGCACAUGGUCUGCCCCAUUGUAUAAUGCACUUUGAUGGAGACCAGCUCCUGUGUCCCUGGACCAGCAGCCUCUUCAUACUGCCUACCACUGUUCUAACUAACCCGGACUUGCUACUCCCCUGCCUUGGUUGUUGGUUCAUUUCUUCACUCCCUGUGGAUGUCCUGAUAACACCCUGGGCGAUGUUUUGGCCGCUAGCUGCUGCUCCACUCAUUUUCUCUCAUCUUGAACAGAUUCUCAAACCCAAGCCUCCAGGGGAGCCUGGACCCCCACCUACCACUGGUGGAAAAGCAGGGUUUUUAGGAAGCACAUAGAGUGUUGGGAUCAGGGUUCCUACGGGGGCAGGCUGGUGGCAGUUAAGUGUGUGACUGCCAGUCCAGGACCCUCCUUGGUCAGCACCUAGCCAGAGAGAAAGCAGGAAGGACCAAGUCCAGCUCAAAGGGCCCAGUGCAGGUUGGUGAGAAUAGAGAGUGGGUGUGGGGUCUGAGAGGUGAGAAGUAGACCCCACGGACCCCACUGCAGGUGGAAUCGAGCUAAGGCACCAAGCCUGGCUGGGACAGCCUCUGCAGGGGCAGCCUGCUCGUAUCACCUUGGCUCCAUCCACUCAGAUGAACUCUGCUGCCCCGGAGAAGAACCUGGGGUCAGAGUGGACCUGGAUACACAUCAUAACCUUGGCAUUGAGACCCACAGAGGGCAGCUGAAGCUUUCUGAGGAAGGUUGCUCCUGACUUUGUCAUUUCCUUCCCAACAGGCCUCAGGUCCAGGCCCAAAGCUAAGUGAGUGUCCUGAACGGCUCAGUACAGCAGCAGAUGCUGGAUUGCUGCCUGGAGAGGCUCUUCGUGGCCAGGCUGGGACUGGGCCCCCGAGAAACCGAAACUCCGUGCCUUACCCAGCCGGGAUCCUUGGAAACCUUGGCCAUUGAUGCUAGGACCUGACUUGGCAUCACCCUGGACCACCUGCACGCUCAUAGGCUCACAAUCCGCUUUGCAAACCCCUACCCACCCCUACCGCAUGCACCGCAGGGGUGGGAGGGAGAUACAAACGCCUGCAGUGGGCUGCAGCAUCCCCAGCCUGCCUCCAUGGCGCAGUUGAUUUUUAGCUGAGUACUGUUUUCUGCAUCUUUCUUCUGCUGUGGCUGAAUUGGGGAUGGCAAGGGCUCCAGGGAGGCUUGCUGGCAGUGCUGUGGGAAGAUCCUGGCUGGUAGGCCCCAAGGAACAAGAAGAGCUGAAUAAUGAGAGGGGACCACAACAGCUGCCAUUUCCCUCAGUGUCGGCCCAGCAAGGAGCAGGCUGCCCCUGCUCGGCUCCCCUGUCCCCACUCCAGGGUGUGCACUGUUGAGUUUGGAGCCCAGUGGGGAUUUUAACCAAUAAAAAGCAACCUUGUCUGUCA
Molecule: messenger RNA, 6953 nt
Organism: Alexandromys fortis (reed vole)
Lineage: Eukaryota; Metazoa; Chordata; Mammalia; Rodentia; Cricetidae
Gene: Inf2
Product: inverted formin 2
Exons: 22
Coding region: 260-4339 (1359 amino acids)
Biological process (GO): actin cytoskeleton organization
Molecular function (GO): actin binding; small GTPase binding
Source: RefSeq, a predicted model, not a curated record